CUUCGCAUCUGAAAAGACGUGCUCGGAAAAUAAUUUCUAACUUUUGAGAUUUGAAUCUUAUAUUAUUUUGGAAGUGAACAUACGAUUGGAAUCUUUUGGAUACAUUUACCGAACAAUAAUAUCUAAGCCAAUAAGUGAAAAGUGAUUUGAUCGUGGAGUUUUGACAGCCACAUAGACGUUUAGUGAUAGACACAAAUUUUGGAUAAAUCAAUCUUUUUUUGCGUAAAUAAAAGAUGACAGUUACUGCUUUUGCAGCAGCAGCAAUGCACAACACUUUUUUCAAUGGAUGUCCCUUGCAAGCAGAUAUGUCAAACGGCCAAGGACGAAGAAAUCAGCUCGGUGGAGUCUUCAUCAAUGGCCGUCCUCUUCCAUACCAUAUUCGCCGUCAGAUCAUCAAUUUGGCCAGUGAAGGUGUCCGCCCGUGCUCCAUAUCCCGUCAAUUGCGCGUUAGCCAUGGAUGUGUUUCAAAGAUCCUUAACAGAUACCAAGAGACCGGCUCUAUUCGGCCCGGUGUAAUUGGAGGAUCAAAGCCAAAAGUGACAUCUCCCCAGAUUGAAAGCCGUAUUCAGGAGUAUCAGCGUGAAAACCCACGAAUUUACUCAAUGGAAGUUCGUGAAAAGCUCAUCAAAGACGGAAUUUGUGACAAAUUAACGGUUCCCACUAUUUCGGCAAUCUCAAGACUCCUCCGAUCUCGCGAUGGUUCCUCCGAUGACGGUUCCAAUAAGUCAAAUCAUGGGGGAUAUCUUGAAGAAUCCGUAAAAUCGAAUGACGAUGCUAAUCUAUCAGAUUGUGAUAGUGAACCUGGGAUUCAAUUGAAGCGAAAACAGCGUCGGUCACGGACAACUUUCUCCGCAAGUCAAUUAGAUGAGCUGGAAAGGACAUUCGAGACAACACAAUAUCCCGACAUCUACACCCGUGAAGAACUUGCUUUGCGCACCAAACUCACUGAGGCUCGUAUUCAAGUCUGGUUUAGUAACCGUCGGGCACGUCUAAGGAAGCAGCAAACUUCCCAACCUGCAACAAUGGCUUCCUACGGCUCCACCAUGCAGUCAGCUUCUAACAACUUUUACUCCACAAUGAUGCCGCAUGGAGAUGCUAUUAUUCCAGAUCCAAGUGCCUACUCCCAAAGCCACAUGUACGAUUUCUACAAUAACCAUGCCGCCGCUGUCGCCACCGCUGGAUCACCUAACACAGCCGCCUCGGUCACACCACCCCAUCAAGUGUACAAUUCAUCAGCCUCAUAUCCGACUCAUCAUCAAGAACAAUACGUUCAUCAUCCGACAGUUUUGUCGAACUUAAAUUCAGCCUACACUAAAUUGGAAACCAACCCAACCGCACCACGCAAUGAUAGCCCCGUGGAAUCCAACCAUGGCUACUCUUGCGGACUUCAGCUUCCUCCCACACCAAACAGUUUAUCCACGGCUAUUUGCUCAAAUUCCGUAAACAGCAACAGCAAUGAGGAUAUCCACUCGGCUACAAAGCUCGAGGAGACUGCAGCAGCGGCCGGGGUUCAACAACAGUUCAGCACAUUUUCGCCAUGGAAUCCAAUUUCUGCCACAUCUAACCCAUCAUCACGUCCAACUGCAGCACAAGAAAUUACCCACGCAACUUCCAACCCUGUCAAUGGAUUCGCCCCCAAUAAUUCCAACUCUUCCUACGGAGUCCACCAUCCUCCCCAUCACUAUCACCACCAUCAUCCCCAUCAUCCUCAUCAUCCGCACAUGCCAAUGCACCCCAAUCCUCCAGCUUUUAUGCAUUCCAAUUUUUCAACAGCUUUCCCGUCGCCACCAAAGAACUUUGGAAUGCCGCAGGCCUUCUAUCCAUUUUAUUCAUCGUAAACAAAUUAUAAUUUUUAUUUUAAAUUUUUAUUUAAAAUGUAAACAUUUUAAUUUCUUUCGUUCGUAUGUAAAUAUAUUGGAUUGUAAAUUGUAAAUUUAAAUAUUUUAUAUUUUCUUUAAGUUAAGUGUUAAGUUUUAAGAAUUUUUUUACUUAAUUUUUGUCAUAUUUUUUAAUAAAACAAUUUAAGGAAUAAAUCAU
Eupeodes corollae is the source of this 2037-nucleotide messenger RNA. RefSeq names its product segmentation protein paired (gene prd). The transcript has 2 exons. The record is from RefSeq and is a predicted model, not a curated record. Gene Ontology annotation, biological process: anatomical structure development; regulation of transcription by RNA polymerase II. Bases 234 to 1838 code for a protein of 534 amino acids. Gene Ontology annotation, molecular function: DNA-binding transcription factor activity, RNA polymerase II-specific; RNA polymerase II cis-regulatory region sequence-specific DNA binding. Lineage: Eukaryota; Metazoa; Arthropoda; Insecta; Diptera; Syrphidae.